Messenger RNA from Necator americanus (New World hookworm), 297 nucleotides. RefSeq lists its product as uncharacterized. The transcript has a single exon. Bases 1 to 297 code for a protein of 98 amino acids. The record is from RefSeq and is a predicted model, not a curated record. NCBI's taxonomy places the organism in Eukaryota, Metazoa, Nematoda, Chromadorea, Rhabditida, Ancylostomatidae.
AUGAAACAAGUAACGGUGGAAAGAAGAAUCGAAAACGGCAAGCUCACCUGCACUCGACAAGUACUCUUUGUCGGGGAUAAGAUUAACGAGGAAUGUAUGGGAGAUCAAGAAUACUUCGAUAAAGUGGUCAGGGAAGUCAACGCUGACUUACGCAAGGAUAUGGAUAAGGAUGGGGAAGAAGUAGGCCUAACAACCAUAUCAAGUGACGAGAGACGAGUGACGAGUGAAGAGCCAGUGAUGUGCACUGGAAAAUCCGACAAGUUCGCGAAGAAAUCGAAGAAAUGGAACAAGGUUUAA